Messenger RNA from Oryzias latipes (Japanese medaka), 1899 nucleotides. RefSeq lists its product as uncharacterized. The record is from RefSeq and is a predicted model, not a curated record. Lineage: Eukaryota; Metazoa; Chordata; Actinopteri; Beloniformes; Adrianichthyidae.
UUAUGCGUGGAAACGUGUGUUUUGUUUUGUUUUUUCCAUGGAUAUUACAGGCACCCUGGCAAGUGAUGUCUUCUUCCAGGCCUACCUGUUAGAUGGGCUGGCCAGGUGGAAUGAAGACCGCGCUGUAGCCGCCACAUCAGACAAGCAGCAGCAGCCAUGCUCCUACGACCAUCUCCUGCGGCAUGCUGCUAACAGUUUGUCUGAGGAGGUCCUUGGCCAGGAAAUUGUUCCCUAUACUGGGCCAAGGAAAUACACAGGUGAACUUCUGGGGGUGGAGUACCUUUACCAGCAAACUGGUAAAGUUCUCCAAGAUUACAGACAGGCUGUUGAAGAGUCGGAGACAAUGGACAUGGAGAUUGAAGACAGCUUCAAUGAACCCGAAGAGUUUGAAGACUUCACUGUGGCCACUUUGGAGCCAGUGAGGACCUUCACAGUCUCUUCAACGUCAUCUUUGGCACCCACCAGCAGUCUGUCAGCUCCAGACCCUCAGCCUGGCCCCUCUUGGUCUCCUCCUCCUCCUGAGGGUCCUUCAACGAGUGCGACACACUCAGCGCCUGGACCUACAUCACCAUCUCCCUCUUCAUCACCUUCCGCCACCACCUCUGUUCCCCCUUGUGUCUUAUCCCCCGCUGAACAGAGCACCUCCAAAACAGAUCUGCCAGCAACCCCUCAACAGUUGGACUCUUCAUGUGACGAUUCUGUCGGCCCUGACAACGUGGAGGGUUAUGGGGCCGUGCAGGAGCUGGCUGAUUUCUUGGUCGGCCUCCGGCACAAUAACCUUGUGGUGACUGCAGAGGAGUCAAACCGGAUCGUUUCCCUGUGGCAGUCAUUGGGGGAUUAUGACAAACAAAAAACGGUUUACUCCCAGCGUCACCAAGCCCACCUGAAGCAGGGUAGAUUUAGAGCAACCAAAAAAAUUGUAGCCCCCGGCGUCGAAAGCACAAAAAGGUGUUUUAUCGGGGCUCACAGUCCUGCACAGUGGCCAGACUGCAACCGAGUGUCAGAGGCCAUCUUUGUGAGACUCUGUGCCUUGUACCCAAACGCCGUCCGAUGCGAAGCGAAGAAGGUUUCUCGGUUCACUAUGGUGGUGCGAAUGUACAGGACGAUUAGAGAGUGUGUCGUCUCAAAUGCCAGAAUUAUGAGCGAGACCACCAUCCAGCUCCCAGAAGUAAAUGCUGCUACAGUCACACAAUGGUACAGCAGGCGGUGCCGGGCACAAGAAAAACUCAUUUUAAACCAGGGCAUCCCACAACCUGCUGCUUCCAUGGCAGCUACAGAAAAACUCCCAGAUCCACUCCAGAAAGGAACACCUUUACAGAUGGGGACCUCAGCUCAGCCGCACAUUUUUGUGCUUCCGCCCAAUACUGCUGGGGAGGCAAAACUUAAGGCAAAGCCACAGCUGCAGGCACUAGCACCCCAAUUGAGUUCUACACCCUUCAUCAUCCCAUCAGGAUCCACCUCACAGGUUUUGGUCCCUCCCGUUUUAAAUGUCCCGUUCAGUUUUGUCAUGCCUCCUCCUCCUGCCGUGCCGAUCAUACUUGCUGUGCCGCCAUCACCUCAGCCUCUUUCCAGCACGCCAUACACGACACAACAAUACCGAAAGAGGAAAAUGGAAGCAGAAAAAAUGGGUAUUAUGAAAAGGAAAUACAUUAAAAAAACAGAAACCAUUACGUGCAGCAAAUGUGGUGGAAACAGACAGCCACCAUCCCACCGUCAGUACUUUGGGAACUGGUUUUGUGAAGCAACAGAGACUCAGUCAUUUGACAAUUGGAGGGCUGAGCUACAGAAGCGUGGAUAUGGGAAAAAAAAGAGAGGAAAUGACCCACCACCACCAGCACCACCACUUUAAACAAAAAGCAGUCCUUGCACAGAAAAACUUGCACAUCCAAAGCACCUAAU